AUGCACUUACGAGCCCGGUCGAAGACGGCGGCGACUAUAGAGCGGGAGUUGGGGGAGGUGGAGAUGCCGCAGAGUCCCCACUACGAGGAAGAGGCUGCGUUGCAGCGGCAAGGACUUCUUCAUGAGCAGCAAACGUACUUCAGGGAAGAGGAGAAGAUGUCGUCGAGUAGUACUGGACUGCGGGCUGUCUUCUACAACCAGGGCAAGACUUUCUUUCUGUUGCUGGCUUCUUGGCUGCUGUUUUAUCUCUACAUCAGGCUGCCCCGCACGGCCGACUCGCCACCCAGCGUGGUUGAAGACAUACCAUCUCAGGAAGUAGACGAAGUCUCUGAAGCCAUCUUGGAUCCUGCGAAUCUUCACCUUCUCAUACCUGCAUCCGCCCCGGAUCCCAACUUUUGCAAGGCCGUCCUCAGUGCUGGUAUACUGGGAUAUCCGGCUCCAGUCAUUAUCGACGUGGACGAAGGCUCGGACGCGGGACUGUAUACCAAGCUCUCUGGUGUGAAGAACUAUCUCAAGAAACUGGACACCAGUCACGAUGAAGACCUGGUACUGCUGGUGGACGGUUACGACAUAUUCAUGCAGUCGCGACCCCAGACCCUCAUCGACCGCUACUUCGGCAUCAAUGUGAAUGCCGAUGAACGGAUCGCCACCCAACUGAAAGGCGCCGCAGAGGACAAUGAUAUCAGACAAGAGAUCAUCUUCGGCGCUCAAAAGCGAUGCUGGCCUUGGUCAGAAACCGAUCCAGCCUGCUACGCCAUGCCUCCAUCCUCCCUCCCCAAGGAUAUCUACGGCCCCAACACAGACACCGACAUAGGCAACGAACUCAACCCCUACAUCAAAUUCCGCCCUCGGUACCUCAACUCCGGCGUCGUCCUCGGCAGCGUCCGCGCCAUGAAGAAGCUCUUCUCCCAAGCCCUCGAGAUCCUCCAAUACGAAGCCAAUAUGCUUAGCGACCAACACAUCUUCUCGCACAUCCUCGGCGACCAAGAACUCUGGCGCGAAGCAAUCCGUCGAGACAGUCUAUCCGGGCAUGAGAAACUCCUCGACACGAUCAAGGACUUCGUGCCCAACACCAAGUUCAACACCACCCAUCUCGACCUCGUCCGCAUCAAAGCCGCCAUGCGUAAAGAGAAGAGCUACGAAUUCCACAUCGGCCUCGACUACGCCAGCGAACUCGGCCUCAGCACCGUCUUCGCGGAAGACGAAACCGCCUGGCUGACCUGGUCCAAUACAAACCAACUCCUGCAAGCUGACCAAACCCUCAACAUCACCCCGUCCGCCUCCCAACUCCAAAACCUCUCCACCGACAUCUCCACCACCCUCCCGCCCUUCUGGACCUUCAACGUGGAAAAAUCCCUCCAACGCUGGAAACCCUGGACCGACAUCCCCCUCUUCACAAACAUCCCCACGGGCGUCGUCCCGGCUAUAAUCCACCACAACGCACACCGCGAAGGCCGCGAAGCGCUGCGGCAUACCUGGUGGCCGGAGACGUGGUUCUACACCUCCGCGAGGAUUCUCUACGACGCCUGGGUGUACGAGCCCCUGGCGCCGAUUGCGUUUAGUGGCGGGAGGGAUUGGUGGCCGGCGGAGAAGUGGAAGGGGGGUGCGAAGAAUUGGACAAGGAAGGCGGAUGGGAUGAAGUGGGAGGAGCAGUGGGUUAGGUUUGAGAGUGUUUGUGGGGAGUUUCAUGAGGAGGUUUUUGGGGAUGGGAGGGGGGUGUGGAAGUUGCCGGAGGAUCAUUGA
Molecule: messenger RNA, 1743 nt
Organism: Zasmidium cellare ATCC 36951
Lineage: Eukaryota; Fungi; Ascomycota; Dothideomycetes; Mycosphaerellales; Mycosphaerellaceae
Exons: 2
Coding region: 1-1743 (580 amino acids)
Source: RefSeq, a predicted model, not a curated record